UCUUGGCAGGGGGACCACACGUGGGCGACCAUGUUGGGCCAGAGCGUGCGGUUGCAACCAGUUCCUAUCCAGAGCCUGUCGGAGUUGGAGAGAGCCAGGUUACAGGAAGUAGCCUUGUACCAUCUAGAGGAGAGGGACCUGGACUUCAAGAUCAGCAUCCCCAAAGAAAUACGCAAACGGAGGAAAUCCCUACGCAAGAGAUUUGACUCCUUCUCAAAGGAGAAGAAAGAGCGAGAGUCUGCUCCCAAGGCGUUCGGCAUUCCGCUCUCCCAAGUCAUCGCCAACGAUCAGGCCUACAAGCGACGGCAGGAUGCCCUGAAGGAGAGUAGACGUGACUGUCUCGACCUGGAGGCCAGCAUCCUGCGCUUCAGGGCAGAGAAGCGGCAGUUCUUUAACGAGAACAAACCUCUAGUCUGCUCCUCGGUGAUUAUGGGAGGAGGCCUAAGCUCGCCUCCGUCAAACUCGGUGGCACCGGCGCCGGUUUUGGACUCUCAGAGCAAACAGUUGUCGCCCACCUUUCUGGAUAACAGCAGCAGGGGACAGAGGAGGGGUGGGCUGUCAGUGGAUUGCAUCUCCGACCUCGUGGAGAGUCAAUCUCGCCUGCUGGAGGCCCUGCAGCUCUCCCACCCUGCUGAGCUAGAGUUGAAGAAAUCAGCGUCAGACGGGAGGACUCAGACCAAGCUCAGCCUCAACCCCAUCUACAGACAGGUGCCUCGGGUGGUGGAGAGUUGCUGCAGCCACAUAGAGAACUACGGGCUCCAGACUGUGGGCAUAUUUCGAGUCGGGAGCUCGAAGAAGAGAGUGAGACAGCUGCGAGAGGACUUUGACGUGGGGGUGGACGUCCAGCUGGAUGACGAGCACAGCGUGCACGACGUGGCGGCGCUGCUUAAGGAGUUCCUGAGGGACAUGCCCGAUCCGCUGCUGCCCAGGGAACUGUACCCCGCCUUCCUGCACGCCAACUUGCUGAGAGGAGCCGAGCAGCUGCAGUACCUCCAGCACCUCCUCUAUCUGCUCCCACCCUGCAACUGUGACACACUGCUGCGCCUCCUCUCCAUGCUACAAACCGUGCAGAGCUUCGCCCAGGACAGCAUAGGGACCAACGACGAGGAGAUUCCUGGUAACAAGAUGACGGCCGCUAACCUGGCUGUGAUCUUUGGGCCGAACCUGCUCCAGAGGGAAUGGGGUGGAGAUGUGAGCCCUCACGCAAUGGGCAUAGAGGACAGCACGGCGAACAUCAACGUCACUCUGGUGCUCAUCCAGAACUAUAGGAGGCUCUUCACGGUUUCUGCUGAACUUCAGCAGGAGGUCCUGAUGAGUCUGAUCCAGACGGACCCAGAUGUCAUCGACUAUCUGCUGCGGAGGAAACUCAGUGGGAGUCACCUGACUGUGGAGACCAGCAGCGAGUCAGGGGGACGUCGGGACACGGGGGUGUCUCUGGACUCGGUAGGAGCCUCGAGCGGCAGUCUGUCCCCUCUGGAGCCUUCUUCGCUGAUUUAUCCUCUGGACGGCAGGGGCAGAGAAGGCAGCCUAAACAGUGAAGUCUUCCUCAACGUCCUCAAACUAAACCAGAACAGAAAACGUCAGGAGGUGCAUCCCAGGAAAUCCAUCCACCACAUGCGUCACUUUCACUCCCACCACAACCUGCUCAGCCUGGCCAACCCCUCCUCCUCCUCUAGACUCCACGGUCAGGACGCGGACUCCCAGGACCGCCGGGUCACACUGGGCUCCGCUCUGAGCUUGGGUUUGGGCGGCGGUGGCAGCGGCGCAGGGAGCUGCGCCAGCCUGAGCGGCUCCACGGAGAGCAGCAGCGUCUGGGUGAGACAGACGCCGCAGGAGGAGGGCAAGGCGUCCAACUUCUGGGAUUUCUUCACAGGGAAAGGGUCGAGCUCUGAAACUGUGGUAUGAUGACGGGGGAGGACAGGGAAGAGGAGCAUGAAGGAAAACCUGCUGCACCUGAGUGUGUCCCUGCUGCCAAAGGUCAGGUGUUUAAAACAAAAAGACUUCCCCAGGUUACUGUCUUCAUCAGAAACAAUCUCAAGUUCCCUCUAACCCUUUAAGGCCGACGUGUGCACACUUUUGACUCCUCUUCAGUGCAUCACAGGUUAAAGCAGAAAAAUGAAAAGAAACACUUUUUUAAAAAAGACUGUUUGGAUUGAUGGAGUAAAAAUGCACAUUUCAGUCCAACACGAGCA
Nematolebias whitei (Rio pearlfish) is the source of this 2192-nucleotide messenger RNA. It is a transcript of the gene arhgap36, whose product is annotated as Rho GTPase activating protein 36. Bases 31 to 1905 code for a protein of 624 amino acids. Gene Ontology annotation, biological process: signal transduction. The transcript has 11 exons. The record is from RefSeq and is a predicted model, not a curated record. Lineage: Eukaryota; Metazoa; Chordata; Actinopteri; Cyprinodontiformes; Rivulidae.